CCAGUGAGCGCAGGAGAUGGGCGGACAGCAACAGCUGUGCACUUGUGUAUACCUUGACGCCCGCUGUCUAUGCUGAGCGCAGCACAGUGAUCAGAGCUGUCCCCGGUCUCGGCGUACUGCAUUACGGCGGCAGCAGCAACAGCAGCAGCGCACUAAUAGCAACACUACCCCGUUGGCCACAGGCUGGCAGAGGCAGAAUAAUGGAAAACAAUUGUUCCUCUGUGGAUUAGUAAAACGAGAAAGGACAUAAAAAUGGGUCAGCUCCAGUUGGUGGAGCCAGUGAUGGCAGUCUACUGCUUUGCAAGUUUUGUGAGCUACCCGAUAAUGCAGCAGUUUGUAUAUCAAAGGCUGUGGGAGGAAGAGUUUAAUACUACUGUCAUGUACAAUGACAACACAUCUGCUUGUGAAACAAACCAGAGUAACCCCAACUAUAUACAUCGAAAGGUGGUUCAAAAACGAGCAUCCAUUUUCUCUACAACAAUUGAUUUAAGUUCACUUAUUCCAAGUCUUUUAACGGCUUUAAUACUGGUAUCAUAUGGUGACCACCAUGGACGUAAAGCUUCUAUAGUGCUACCCUGUGUGGGUGGCUUCCUGACCAUCGUUGGAUUCACUGCAGUUUCGUUCUUUGACUUACCUCUUGAAAUCUUAUAUCUCUCAGCGGUGUUAAGUGGAUUCCUGGGUGGCUUUGCAACAUUAAUUGGAGGCUGCUUUGCUUAUGUAGCUGACAUUGCUAAGGACGUCCGGAAAAAAAAUGUACGCAUAGCUUUUAUGGACAUGGUCCUGGGUGUGUCAAGUGGCAUUGCAGGGAUCGUAUCAGGGUACACUAUCAAAGGACUAGGAUUUAGGUGGUCCUUUGCCCUUCCAGCAUCUCUUCACAUUAUCAAUAUUUUAUAUAUCAUUUUUAUCCUGAAAGAAUCCGUGAAAAGGUCAGAAUUUCAGCAGCACGUGCUGAGCAAAGAAGGGUUUACCGAACUUUUUUCUGGAGUUUAUACACUUUUUAAGAAUGCGUCUUGCAACAAACGGGUUACCAUUAGCCUCCUACUCUUUGCCUUUAUGGCAUAUUUGCUUGCAAAUAUUGGAGCCCUAGGCCUUUUUACUCUGUAUGAGUUGGACUCUCCUCUCUGCUGGGAUCCAGUCCUAGUUGGAUGGGGGUCAGCCCUUUCCACGUUCUGUUUUGUGGGCAGCUUCCUUGGCGUGUUCUUUUUCACCCGCUGCAUGAAAGAUGCUUACAUUGUCUUCAUUGGAAUGGCAUCAUGGAUUGCAGGGAUUACUAUGGCUGCGUUUGCGACAACAACCAUCACCAUGAUGUUAGUGAGACUGCCUAUGCUGUUUGCUUCGAUGCCUCUUCCUGUCAUGAGGUCAAUGAUGUCCAAAGUGGUUUUAGAAAAUGAACAAGGAGCACUGUUUGCUUGCAUUGCUGUUCUGGAGAGUUUAACUGGAAGCAUCACAGUUGCAGUCUUUAAUGGCAUCUACGCAGCUACAGUCCUGUGGUUUCCUGGGUUCUCCUUCCUGUUAUCAGCUUUUCUCUGCUUAAUUCCAUUUGGUGUAGUGUGGCUCCUGCUCUGCAUCGGGUACCAAGAAAGGGACCAUGUUCUUCUUGUUAAUGAAGAGGAAUCUUGAUUUACAUAAUUCCUGAGUUGAAGGCACUUUAGGAGAGCUCCUAGCUCAGUGCAUAUUUUCAUGAAAUAGAGUGGUGUGUUAUCAGGUAGGAAAUUUCUCAUUGCAACAAGAAUAUCUGCAGAGGACUAUGUUCUGCUCAGAGACUGACCAUGACCGAUGUGAAGGUCCACCAGCAAGUUUGCACAGAUUUAUCAUUCAAUAUGUAAUGGAUACAUAUUAUACGGACGCACAUAAAGCACACUAUACAGACAUGACAAAGUCAUGGGGAAUAAAUAGUCACUGCUCUACCAUUUCCCUGCACUAAACGUAUUAGAAUAUCUCACAAGUAGAUCUUCCAAUAACCUAAAUAGUAACAUCCUGUCUGAUUCACACUUAAAAAUGAAAUGAUUUUAUCGCACUAUACUGCUACUGUAAGAGCGGAUGUGCCCUCUUCUACCUAUGCAGAAACCUUUACUGGAGGGUCCCACUACAUGAAGGAAAACAAUAUGCUGCAAAAUACAGCAUGUUUCUGUGCCUGUCUGAAGGUCUCCCUUAAACCCCAAAAUAUUGACUGUCUAAUUUUAGCUGGACGUACUGAUGAGUCAUGUCUUCCACCUAUGCCCAGUGAUAUGAAGGGGGCAUCUUCUGCCUUCCUCUUCUCACCAGGACAGUAGUAGUGCUUGUCUAAGCCAGCCUUAUCAGUUCCGAUGUGAUAGUGCACACUUGUGGCAUGGGGGCGCUUAAGCUUCCAGUGAACGCGUCAAAAGCAGCAAAUACUUUACUAAUCAGGCUCUACCGGAGGUUUGUAAACUCAGGUUAUAUUUUUCCACAGUUUAUAUUCUGAUCCCCCCUCCACCAAGUCAUAGAUUUGUACAAUACCUGAAAAGUGCUGUAUGGAAUGGUUAAAAAUGUGGUUCCAAUGGUCAUGUAACCAUCACCUACAGGUCAGACCUCUGAUUCUCCGGCGUUCUGGUUUUUUGUCCACUAUCCCUAACCCCUUGCUCUUUCUCUAGUGCCUAACCCAGAGGUUCCCAAACUGUGUGCCGUGGCUCCCUGAGGUGCCUCGGGGACACUUGCAGGGGUGCCCUGGGUUGGUGGUCCAGGACCAAUUCAAAUUAUUCUUGGUCAAUAUAAUAGGCAAAACCAGUGCUGGUGGCUGUCAGUCAUACAAUAUGGUGAAAAACAGAAGCAAAUCUUGUCCCUCACCACACAAUUGAACCUAAGGAUGACAUAUAAAUGCGAUCUAGUUAAUGUAAUAUUUCUUUCUAAAUCUCUCAAUAAGAAAUUUUUGGCCUAGGGGUGCCGUGAAAAAAAAUCUGAUAUUCUAGGGUGCCGUGAUUCAAAAAAGUUUGGAAACCACUGGAACCCUAACCGCCCGCAGCAUAACCUCAACCCUGUGGUGCCAACCUUUUGACUACAUUCAUCUCAUGUUAUAUCAUCAUUUUCAGAUAUUUCCAAGGAAAAAAGAAAUGACAUAAAGGUGUACUUAAUGUCCCACUUUAUACGGGGAAAAUCAAGUUUUAAGCAUUUAUGCAGGAUGUAUAAUAUUAGGGCUCUGUAAGCAGCAAUUAUGUUACAGUAUAGGUAAUGUGGCCAUAGAGUUAGCACAGGCUGUAAUCCAUGGCACCUAACUAGAUUUAUGCUCUGAACUGUUCUGUAGAGGUACAAGAGUGUAUUGCUCAUACUGCACACAUUUUGCACAUUACACCCAGAUAGGGUAAGCCAGGCUCUUCAGUCCACUCAGCGUGGGGAAAUUAUUAUUGCCAAAGAUAUGUAAUAUAUACACUUUCAUGCAUUUUAUAUUCCUUUUCAUACAAACGUAAUUUGAGGCUAAAGACAAUUGAGCUUGUUUGUACUUGUAUAAACACAAAUAUGUACAAGAACAUGUAUAAAGGGUGUGUCAGGAUACAAAUGAUGAUGUAUAAAAUACAUAGAGCUAAAUUAAUUUUCAAAUGCAAUACAUGUUUUUAAUUAGAAUUAUUUUUAUUAAACUAUGUAAGAUAAA
This is a messenger RNA of Pseudophryne corroboree (corroboree frog), 3604 nucleotides long. RefSeq names its product solute carrier family 46 member 3 (gene SLC46A3). Gene Ontology annotation, biological process: vacuolar transmembrane transport. The record is from RefSeq and is a predicted model, not a curated record. NCBI's taxonomy places the organism in Eukaryota, Metazoa, Chordata, Amphibia, Anura, Myobatrachidae. Gene Ontology annotation, molecular function: transmembrane transporter activity. The transcript is spliced from 6 exons. Bases 253 to 1620 code for a protein of 455 amino acids. Gene Ontology annotation, cellular component: lysosomal membrane.